UCUUAUUAAAGGCAAUCCGAUAAAUUCACCUUGGCAGAACUUCGCGUCAACGGAGCCGUUUCUUUUAUUGUGUUCGUUGCAAUUGACCACCGUUCUCUUUACACAAUCCAACAAAAUUUCGCGCAUUUCACGUCUUGCUCUCAGAUUGCUUUCCCCCUUUUAAGUUUAUAUCUAAGAUGUAUUCUAUCACUGACCCGUAAUUUGGUCAUGACGGGUGAAAAGAUCAAUGGCACUGUUCCCGAUACUCGGUCGGAGGAGUUAUGAGGUAGUCGUCGCCGCCACCAAAACCAUGGGUAUCGGAAAAGAUGGAAAACUGCCAUGGCGAUUACCUUCCGACCUCAAAUUCUUCAAGAAUCUCACCAUGACUACAUCAGAUCCAGCCAAAAAGAAUGCUGUGAUAAUGGGAAGAAAAACAUGGGAGAGCAUACCUUUACAGCAUAGACCCCUUCCUGGUCGACUCAAUGUUAUCCUCACUCGUUCUGAAAGCUUUCACAUUGGAAGUAUGGAAAAAAACGUCGUAAUAUCUGGAAGCAUGAUCUCUGCAUUGAAGCUAUUAGCUUCUUCUCGUUAUCGUCUUUCUAUAGAGAAUGUGUUCGUUAUAGGUGGUGGACAGAUCUUAAGGGAAUCCCUGAAUGCUCGUGAAUGUGAUGCUAUCCAUUUAACUGAAAUUGAGACAGAUAUUGAUUGUGAUACAUUCAUCCCUGCUAUUGAUGUUACACAAUUCCAGCCAUGGUGUUCAUCUCUUCCUAUAGUGGAAAAUGGAAUCCGUUACUGUUUCACCACCUAUGUUCGUGUGAGGGAUUCUACAGCAAUCAGUAAAGGCUAAUGGCUCAGAUGUAAAUACGUUUUCUUUCUUCCCAGAAAGAUAGUCAAGAAACAUUAGGAUUGAGGAGUCUGUUUAUUUGAGAUUAGUUGGUACACGUGGAAUUUUGGUUAAUUUUAAUUAUUUUAAAACUUAAAAUUGUUUUUUAUAAUUUUGAUAAAUUUCAUCAUGUGGGUAAUAAUGACAGAUCGUGUUCUUGGUGAUUUUA
Lactuca sativa (garden lettuce) is the source of this 1031-nucleotide messenger RNA. RefSeq names its product bifunctional dihydrofolate reductase-thymidylate synthase. Gene Ontology annotation, cellular component: mitochondrion. Gene Ontology annotation, molecular function: dihydrofolate reductase activity; NADP binding. Gene Ontology annotation, biological process: folic acid metabolic process; dihydrofolate metabolic process; tetrahydrofolate biosynthetic process. The record is from RefSeq and is a predicted model, not a curated record. Lineage: Eukaryota; Viridiplantae; Streptophyta; Magnoliopsida; Asterales; Asteraceae.